Molecule: messenger RNA, 1692 nt
Organism: Lentinula edodes (shiitake mushroom)
Lineage: Eukaryota; Fungi; Basidiomycota; Agaricomycetes; Agaricales; Omphalotaceae
Exons: 2
Coding region: 144-1601 (485 amino acids)
Biological process (GO): phosphatidylinositol phosphate biosynthetic process; inositol phosphate biosynthetic process
Cellular component (GO): cytoplasm; nucleus
Molecular function (GO): inositol hexakisphosphate kinase activity; inositol-1,4,5,6-tetrakisphosphate 3-kinase activity
Source: RefSeq, a predicted model, not a curated record
GGGUCGGGGUCAUGUGUUUUUAACAUGCUGGUUAUUUAUUUUUGCUUGAUUAGUUGCUGUACAGUGUCACUGUCAGCAUGUAACAUUGCAAUAUAUAUACACAGUAGUACAUGUCUUUAACCUCCUGAGCGUUCACAAGCUGUAUGUCUUUUUCUCAAGUAGGUGGCCAUCCAAACUCGAUCCAAUUGACCGAAGAUGGGUCACUUCUCAUCAAACCGGCAUUACCAUUAGAACAUGAAUUUUACACACUCAUGGCGCAGGCGAGGGCUAUGGAUUCAAUGGGUUUGGCAGGAGGCGAGGGAGAUGGGGUCGGCAAUGAAGGAGCACUCAACGAACGAACUUUACACGGUCUCAAGAACCUUAAACGAUUGAGCAGAUUCGUGCCAGAGUUCUAUGGGACAUUGAGGGAAGAAAGUAUCGAUGUAGAGACGUUGAAUGCGGAUUCGAAGGACAUUGGUGACGGAGGCAUUGGAGCGAUGAUGUUCAAGGAUACAUCGAAUGCUAUGGUCGACGCUGUUGCCCUAAACAAAUCUUCACGUCAGCAUCUAGUGUUAUCAAAUCUUCUCCACUCUUUCACUAAACCCAACGUCCUUGAUCUCAAGCUCGGCACUGUCUUGUAUGAUGAGCUAGAUCUAGAAUGUAGCGAGGCCAAGAAGGCUCGGAUGAUAAAGGCGGCCAGAGAAACAACUAGCGGAGUGUGCGGGAUACGAAUAACUGGAUUUCAAGUUCAUCCUCAACCUUCCGCUUCCCCUGUGAACACCGGCACGAACGCAGUUUCUAAACAACUCACUCCAAUAAUCACAACUAAAUUAUAUGGCAAGUCACUCAAGAAAGAACAGCUCCCUGAGGGAAUGAGGAGAGUAUUUCCAGUUUUGGGUGAACCUGUCCCCAUCGCUAUCCCUGAAACUACGUCUGCUGCGGGAUCUGCUUCGUCUUCCGGCUCAUCCACGCCAUUCGAAGCCUACACCUCCUCGACCGCUUCCUCGAACGUCCCAUACUCUGAUUCCACAUUCAAACAGCUUCGCACAGACCUUGGUCUUCCUCCUGACCUUCUUCUUCCGAUCUUACGCUCAAUCUAUACCUCGCUUACACACCUCCAUUCAAUUAUGCAGGGAGUCGAACUACGCAUGGUCGGAGGCAGUUUGCUGGUAGUAUGGGAAGGAGACGAACAGAGGGCACGGGAGGGAGUUGAGUGGAUGAAGGAGAGAGAAAUCAAGAUUACGGAGAGAAUACGACAGGAGGCUGAUGUCGAAGGGAAUGAAGACGAUGAUAGUGAGUAUAUUGAUAGUGACGAUGAUGAUGAAGGAGAUACGUCCAGUGACGAAGACAACGAGAAUGUGUCUGCGCACGAACCUAGCCCCGAUAGCGCUAGCGCGUUAACAGACGAGACUAACAUCGCUUCAAAAUCCAAAUCCAAACCUUCUUCGAAGUCCCAUCGCCGGAAACCGUCUGCACCAUAUGCUUUAUCCCUCAUCGACUUCGCGCACACGCGAUUCGUUCCUGGGCAAGGUCCUGAUGUUGGAGUGUUACUGGGGUUGGACACGUUUGCUAAGCUAAUUGAGGGAAGAAUUCUCGAGGUAGGAAGACAAGGCUCGAAAUGAAGUAGAGUAGUUAUUCAUUUAAUACAGACAUCUGCUGUGAAGAUUCAUGAAUUCUCUCUGCGAUGAAAAAAAAAAUAUGACCAGAGUCUCG